GAAAAACAAAACUAUGGAAUCAAAUUUUAUCAAAUCACAGCUUCUUUUCUCAUUUGGGGUUCAAAACAAAUAAAAAAACCCCAGUUUUAUUGUUUAAUUUCUCUGCGAUUUUAUUGUUCUGAUGGUGGCUACUAAAUUCUAGUGCAAGAUUUCUGUCGGCAAUUUCUGGGUACUGCAGUUUCUGUACAUAUAAUUCCACAUAACGAUGUCCGGCGCCGGCGAUGAGGAGAACGACGCCGUACUGAGCGAUGUCGAGGCGGAUGAUCUUGCUCCGAUUAACAUCAAAACGGCACCGGAAAAUAUAUCGGUCGAAAAGUUUAAGGAAUUACUGGCGGAGCUCGAUCGCGAGAGAAGAGCUCGCGAGGCGGCCGAGAACGCCAAGAGCGACAUCCAAGUCUCGUUCAACCGGCUCAAAGUCCUGUGCCAUGAGGCGAUCAAGAAGCGGGACGAGUGCUCUAGGCAGCGUGAUGAAGCCCUGCGUGAAAAAGAGGAAGCUUUGAAGAAGCUGGAAAAGGCCAGUGCGGAUCUCAGUGAAGAAAUUAAGUUAAAAGAGGAUACAACAAAGCAGAAGGACGAGAUCGUGAGGCAGCUGGAGGAGGUGGGAAAAGCUCGAGAGUCCAAUAGGGUUGAACUGGAGACAGGGUCCUCCAUGUUGGUGAGCGGUAUUGAGAAAAUAUCGAGGAAAGUGAGUAGUUACAAGGAUUUUGGAGGGAAUGGGCUCCCAAAAUCCAAUAAGUACUCCGGUUUGCCUGCUGUAGCUUAUGGUGUGGUUAAGCGGACAAACGAGAUUGUGGAGGAGCUUUUAUGUCAGAUUGAGUCGAGUAACAAGUUGAGAAAUGAGGCCCGUGAGCAGUUAGAUCAGAGGAAUUACGAGAUUGCUAUUGAGGUCUCACAGCUUGAGGCCACUAUCAGUGGGUUGAGAGAAGAAGUAGCCGAGAGAAGCAAAGAGAUUGCGAGCCUGAGACAGUUGGUGGACAUGAAGGAUGCCAGAGUAGCCGAUUUAGAGAGAGAAUCUAGUGAGAGACUGGAAAGUAUGAAGGGUGAGAUCUCGGGGUUGAGUGUGUUGGUAAGCGAGAAUGAGUCGAAAAUCGAGGCGCAAAGGCCCAUGUUGAUCAAUCAAUUGAAUUAUGUGUCCAAAGUGCAUAAUGAGUUGUGUGAAGUUAUGAAGAUUGUUGAUGCGGACAAGUCAUCUGAACUGUCCGAGUACUUGUUCGUUGCUCAAGAGACGAACAUGGAGGAAAAUAUCAAGGCAUGUUUGGCGGGUAUGGAGUCUGUGUAUGAGUUGAGCAAAACUGUUGUCGAGAAAACGAGAAGUGUUGUCGAGGAGAGAGGCCGUGAAGUGAAAAGCCUGAAUGAAACUGUUUCCCGGCUAGUGAAAGAGAAAGAAAAAUUUGGGUCUUUGUUACGAAGCACCUUGUCUCGGAGGAUGUCGGUGGACUUGUCGUCUAAGACAAACCAAUUGUUUAAGGUAGCAGAGAAUGGUUUGAAAGAGACUGGGAUAGGUUUUCAGGCUUCAAAGGGGCAGGUUGAUCCUGAUGAGACAGAACAAAGUGAAGUAUAUGCUUUGGCUAGUGCACUGGAGAACCUAAUUAAGCAGUCUCAGCUUGAGAUCAUUGAGCUACAACAUUCAGUGGAGGAAAUAAGGGCAGAGUUGAAUUUAUAUAAGGAGCAUGCGGAUGCCCAAGCUAAGGAACUCAGUCAGUGCAAACUCCAAUUGGAGGAGCUCGAGGAGAAGGAAAGAGUGGCCAAUGAAAAUGUUGAAGGGCUUAUGAUGGAUGUUACUUCUGCCGAAGAAGAAAUCAUGAGGUGGAAAGUAGCAGCUCAGCAAGAAGCUGAUGCGGGUAAAGCAGUCGAACAAGAGUUUGUUGCUCAGUUGUCAGCAGCUCGGCAGGAACUCGAGGAGGCCCGACAGGCAGUAAUGGAGACGGAGAAAAAACUGAGAUUCAAAGAAGAAACGGCCCUAGCUGCCAUGGCAGCACGAGACGCGGCCGAGAAGUCGUUGAGAUUGGCGGAUAUGAGAGCGGCCAGGCUAAGAGAUCGAGUUGAGGAGCUCACGCGCCAGCUUGAUGAGCUGGACACUCGGGAGACCACAGCAAGUGGGCUGAGCAGGCCCAGAUAUAUUUGCUGGCCUUGGCAAUGGCUGGGCUUGGACUAUAUUGGCGGCCCACGCUCGGAAACACCACAACAAGAUGCUGCCAAUGAAAUGGAACUCUCUGAGCCGCUUAUUUGAUUCUUGCCCGUGAGGUUUUU
This is a messenger RNA of Striga asiatica, 2250 nucleotides long. The record is from the annotation of a GenBank genome assembly. Lineage: Eukaryota; Viridiplantae; Streptophyta; Magnoliopsida; Lamiales; Orobanchaceae.